Molecule: messenger RNA, 270 nt
Organism: Aspergillus affinis
Lineage: Eukaryota; Fungi; Ascomycota; Eurotiomycetes; Eurotiales; Aspergillaceae
Product: 4-hydroxy-2-oxo-heptane-1
Exons: 2
Coding region: 1-270 (89 amino acids)
Cellular component (GO): cytoplasm
Molecular function (GO): aldehyde-lyase activity
Source: RefSeq, a predicted model, not a curated record
AUGCAAGCCUCUAAUCGUCACCAGAAUGCCUUCCGCGCCGAGCGUGGCCUGACCUUCGGUGCCUGGCAGAUGCUGCCCGGUGCCAAUCAUGCUAGAUUCAUGGCUCGGACGGGAUAUGACUGGAUUUGCGUGGAUACUGAGCAUGGGAACAUUGCUGUUUGGCAAAUGCACGAGGCCGUUGCCGCCAUUGCGGCUACGGGAACGAGUCCCAUCGUGCGAAUUGCGGCUAAUGAGGGGUGGAUGGUGAAGAAUAUGUCUUUUCAUUCGUGA